Messenger RNA from Dissoconium aciculare CBS 342.82, 1662 nucleotides. RefSeq names its product ER membrane protein. Lineage: Eukaryota; Fungi; Ascomycota; Dothideomycetes; Mycosphaerellales; Dissoconiaceae. Gene Ontology annotation, cellular component: membrane; Golgi apparatus. Gene Ontology annotation, biological process: retrograde transport, endosome to Golgi. The record is from RefSeq and is a predicted model, not a curated record. Bases 1 to 1662 code for a protein of 553 amino acids. The transcript has 4 exons.
AUGGCGCGGAGAUGGCGCGCGGCCGCAGCAUGCGUAAUGCUCCUCCAGCUGGCUGGAUUGGCGCAGGGCGUCGAGAUGAAGAUUAGUCAAAAAGAUUACGAGAGCCAAAUAUGCUCCGGCAUGUAUUCGCGAAAGUCAUGGGGAGGCGCUGUCGACCCUUAUAUUGACGUCAAGAUCCUCAAACCCGACAACCUCGCCGACAACCAAGAUCCGAUCGUGAGCCUGGUCAUAUUCGAAUGGCAAGAUAGACCGUUGGUCGGGAAACAGUCAGAUCCGGAUGAUCCAUACAAGGUGCGUAUCGACUACAUAUGCGACGAAGCCGCCAAAAACAAGGGCUUCUGUACAGAUGCAGACCUGGGAGCAUUCAUCGUCGCGCCAAACUCGACACGCGUGAAGACCGUUGCUGUGCACCUCUCGAACCCGGGUCCCAUCAACUAUCCUAUUCUACGGACUGGCUACUAUUGCGUCGGCACCUCUCCAUACGGCAAUGUGGAAUACAAUGGCGUGGUUGAGUUCCGGAAUGCCUUUGGUGAAUUACCCGCGGCGCAGAUCGCCAAAUUGCCCUUUUACGCCGCGAUCACUAUCGUCUACUUCUUCCUCGCCGCGGGAUGGGGAUUUCUCUACUGGAUGAAUCGCCAGGAUAUUCUGCCUGUGCAAAACUACAUCACUGCAAUUCUGGUCUUCCUGGUAAUCGAAAUGUUCAUGACCUGGCUCUUCUAUGAUUACCAGAACCGAAAUGGACUCAACGUCGGCGCAAAGGCAUUGAUGGGAAUCGUGUCGGUCUUGAGUGCCGGUCGCAACAGCUUCUCAUUCUUCCUGCUGCUUAUCGUCUGCAUGGGAUACGGCGUCGUGAAGCAUACCCUCGGAAAGACCAUGAUCUACGUCCGCUGGCUGGCAGCAGCACAUUUCGCCUUUGGCGUUAUUUACGCCCUUGCUUCAUUGGCGGUAACACCCGAGAACGCCGGCCCCUUGGUUCUGCUGGUCGUCAUGCCCCUUGCCGGAACUCUGACCGCUUUCUACGUCUGGACGCUGAACAGCCUGAACUUGACCAUGAAAGACCUGAUGGAGCGCAAGCAGACCAUCAAAGCCGCCAUGUACCGCAAAUUGUGGUGGGCGAUCCUCAUGAGCAUUAUCGUCAUUUUCGCCUUUUUCUUCAUCAACAGCUGGACCUUCGCCGGCCAAGGCAACGUCGACUUCGUCCCGAACCACUGGCAAACGCGCUGGUUCAUCCUCGACGGCUGGCUCAACCUCGUCUACUUCUUCGACGUCGCCUUUGUCGCCUACGUCUGGCGUCCGACCGCCAACAACCGCCGCUUCGCCAUGUCCGACGAGAUCGCGCAAGACGACGACGGCUUCGAGAUCGCCUCCAUCCGCGACUCGAUGGACAUCGACGACGACCUCGAAGGCGCCCGCGACGGCGGCUCCAAGCAACCGCCGCCCUACGACGCGCCCCGCGCCGGCGCCAGCGGCAGCAGCAGCAACGCCCGCCGCGACGCCUCGCCUCUCCCGGCGCCCGUGCCGACCAAACCCGCCGGCCUCCCGAGGGAAUCCCUGGACGGCGAGACGAUCUUCGCGGUGGGCGACGAGGACAAAAUGAGCGAUUUCGACGACGACGAUGACGAUGAGGACGAGAGGAAGGGUCUGGCGGGGAAGAGCACAUGA